UGCCACAAGAAGAUGCACACAGGGGAAAAGCCAUUUAAAUGGAUGGAGUGUGGAAAGACCUUUGCUCAAAGAAGUACUCUUAUUUGCCAUAAGAUGAUCCACACAGGGGAGAAGCCGUAUAAAUGCGUGCAGUGUGGAAAGACCUUUGCUCAGAGCAGUGGACUUAGUUACCACAAAAAGAUCCACACUGGGGAAAAGCCAUUUAAAUGCAUGGAGUGUGGAAAGACCUUUGCUCAAAGAAGUACUCUUAUUUCCCAUAAAAAGAUCCACACA
Molecule: messenger RNA, 273 nt
Organism: Ahaetulla prasina
Lineage: Eukaryota; Metazoa; Chordata; Lepidosauria; Squamata; Colubridae
Product: zinc finger protein 664-like
Exons: 1
Biological process (GO): regulation of transcription by RNA polymerase II
Molecular function (GO): DNA-binding transcription factor activity, RNA polymerase II-specific; RNA polymerase II cis-regulatory region sequence-specific DNA binding
Source: RefSeq, a predicted model, not a curated record